UGUACGUUUGUUUGUGUAUUGUUUUAGAACGUUUUACUUUCCUUAUUAAUUCUAUGCAUAAAGAAAACGAUGGAACGAAAUAUAAGGAGGUCAUUUUGCGCCCCUACUUGGUUUCCAUGGAUACACCAUCAACACCAUCCUUCGUCACUGCUGUAGCGAAUGGCAAACUUUUUCUUCAUGUUUUGAUCCUUUGAUUGGACGUCUUUGUCACUGUUUGUCUAGUUGAAGAGACGAUAGCGAAUAUAAUAAUGGAGCCACGCAGUUACAAAGGAGAUCAGAAAAAUGGAAUAAUGGAAGGGACUGGUGAAUACACCUUUCCCACAGAGACUACAUACGUUGGUGAGAUGAAGGAUGGGAUGUUUCAUGGAAAAGGAGUGAUGCACUUUCCAAAUGGAAGUAAAUAUGAAACGACAUGGGAGAAAGGACUGGCUAAACAGGGGACUUUUACCUUUGCUGAUGGUCUGGUCUUCCAGGACAAUGACUGGGCUUACUGUGAUGGCUAUGACCGGCGUUUCUACAGCGAGAGAUGUAACGGGCUGAGACCUGCAGGAGAGUCUCAGCUAACUGAUUCGCACCCACCGCACGUCAUCCCAGAAGGGUGCUACGACUGUGGGGACGGUUUCUACUACCCCUCCAACCGCAUCGUGAAGACCUACACCGGUUACUUCCUCAGAACGGCCGACGACCGCGAGCACGAUUGGAUCGUUCGUACGUGUAGGAAAGCUUGGGAUGAGAUCGUUGGACACGAUGCGGACAUCUAGAACGAAAACAAAGACUUCUAAAGCACCUCGGUAUGUCACUGAAAGCAAAUGAACCUUUAAGCAGAAGAGGACCUUGGUGUUAUUGGUUUGUUGUCUUGCAGGUUUCUGUUUAAUAGUUGGUUGGAUUUUGCUAUAUUUUGAUCAAAAUAAAAAAAUGAGUAGGCCUAUGAAUUCUAAAAAAUGUAGCCUGCUUAACUGAGAGGCUGGUUAUACAGGGUUUUAUGUAAACCUAACCUUUGAAAGACAUGACCCACAAAGAGCCAAUCAGGGACAGGGAUUCUAAUUACUUCCUGUUUUAUAAAAAAAAAACUAGUGCUAGCCCUCUCACAC
Messenger RNA from Gadus chalcogrammus (walleye pollock), 1091 nucleotides. It is a transcript of the gene morn5, whose product is annotated as MORN repeat containing 5. Lineage: Eukaryota; Metazoa; Chordata; Actinopteri; Gadiformes; Gadidae. The record is from RefSeq and is a predicted model, not a curated record. The transcript has 5 exons. Bases 249 to 761 code for a protein of 170 amino acids.